This is a messenger RNA of Acanthosepion pharaonis, 4191 nucleotides long. The record is from the annotation of a GenBank genome assembly. Lineage: Eukaryota; Metazoa; Mollusca; Cephalopoda; Sepiida; Sepiidae.
AUGUUGCGCGCCAUCCCCCAGGAAGAGAGCAACCGGACGUUGAUUUUCGGUCAAGCUGUUAGCCAAUCAAAUUUGAACUUGCUUUCCCGCCGUCCAGAGCUGAGGCAAGCUGUGUGUGUAAAGUAUGCCAUGGUCGGAGGAGGAAGAAGCACUGUAAAUACAACACAGCCAAGAACAGUUGACCUGAUGAAUGGUAUUGGAUCAACAUUGGUAACGCAGUUGCCUUCCAUUCCACCGGUUUGUGUCAACCCCAAACUCACACCAACCAAAAUUGGUUCAAAUUGUGUGUUAAAUGAGCAAGUCAACUCUUCCAUUCUUCAUUUUCAAUCUUCGUUAAAAUCCACCUCCACCCUCUCUUCAAUUGAGGGAGAUGGAAAGUCAGCUGAACUGGCAUCUGAGAAAGCAGAAGCCAAAAAAGUAGCCUCAAUCUCAAUGGAUCAGUCGACUCGUCGAAGGAAUCGCCAUGCACCAAAGACAGGCGAGGAGUUAGGGGAUACAAGUAAUGACAAUAGCUUGAAUGAAAGCAAAAUGAAGGUUCCAUUAAAGGACCCAAAGACUAAAGUUGGAACGAUCCCCAAGGAUAGUUCAAAUGCUCAGAAAAAGACAGACCCUCUUCUUGAGAAACAUGAAAAACCUGCAAAGUGGCUUGUAGGGGACCUGAUUUGGUCGAAAGUAUCUGGUCAUCCCUGGUGGCCUUGCCUUAUUGCUUGUGAUCCUGUUGAGGGAGUCUACACAAAAGUUAGAGUCAAAGGCAAGGGUUGUGUGCGGAACUACCAUGUCCAGUACUUCUAUGAUGAACCUGAGCGAGCAUGGGUGAGUGAAAAUGCCACGCUGGGAUUUGAAGGGAAAGACAAGUUCUUCAAAUAUGUAGAAGACAUGCUAGAGAGAGCCCCAGCAAAACAAAGAUCCCAAAUUUCCCAGAAAUACGGGGUCAGUAAGCAUAAGCGUCCUGUAUGGGACCGCGCUGUGCGAUUAGCUGAGGCAGCCCUGCCCUUGUCACAUGUUGAGCGGAAAAUGCGCUACAUAACAAAUAUCAACAAACAAACAGAGAACAGCAAAGUUGAAGAAAAACCAUUGCAGCAACAACAACAGCAGCAGCAGCAUCAGCAGCAGCCAGGCACGGAAGAGCAAGAGAAAUCAGGUGAAAUUCCGAAACCUGCUAAGGUUGCUUCCAAAAAUCAGAAGCAAAAGACUGAGAACAAUAAAGUUAAAAGUGACUCGUGUCCAAAUGAUAAUGUGUCCGUGCUAAAUGGAACUCUAGCUAAGAAACGCAACUCCUCUGCUGGCCCUAUGAAUGACUCUGUUGUAAACAAUUCAUCUCCUCAGCGAAAAAAGCAAAAAAUGUCUGGUGGGGCUGAUCAGAGCAGCACCAGUGUAGCACCGAAAUCAGGGAAAGAUGACGGUUCUUUUGAUAUGUUUUGUCAGAAACAUAGGGAAGGUGUUCUAUCAGAGCACACAGACUUUGAUGAGCAAAUGGUAGUUGAAUAUCUCAGGCAACAGUGGAGUAUGAUGAGUCAGAAGCAGAAAGCUCGUUACAAGUCUAAGUUUGGUGGUGGAGGAGGAGGAGAAGGUAGCGUUACAAGCAGAGCUACAUCAUCAGACGAACCAGUCAAAGAAGAGCCAGUGAAAAUGGAGGUGAAGCCCACUCAAAAACGGGGUCAAAGUGUAAAGCGAACCCCCAGAGUGAGCAAACCUUUAGUGAAGAAAACUGACAAAGGCAGCAGUGAGGGAACGUCACCACCUGAAGUGCAGGUAAAAAGAUCUCCACGAGUGAGCAAGCCAUCAAUUAAGAAACUAGAAGCUGAAGAAGAUAACAAACUCUUCACCGAAUACCAGAAACAACAGUGGUUAAAUUCCAAAUCAAAUGCAACAGUAUCUACGAAAAGCAGGAGACAAGUGCAGCCAAAAAUGCGAUCUCAGAAAUCUGCCAACAUCAAGAGUCAUUUGUUGGGAACUCAGGAUUCAGAUACCUCAUCUGAGCACCAGACAGACAAUGGCAUUAGUGAUAACCAAACCAAAGAAGAGGAAGAAGAAAGGAACGUACGGCAGCAACGGAGAGGGAGGGCUGUUCCAAAGGAGGAGACUUUGGAGGGAUCCUAUCAUCUACACUGUCUUGGAAUGACAUCCUCACCACCAACGUCUUCUUUUAAAUGUGAUCAAUGCACUACAGGUUUGCAUUCAUGUUUCUGCUGCAAACAAACUGGUAAUGUGAAAAAGUGUUCUGUGGUCCACUGUGGCAAAUUCUAUCAUGACACGUGUGUUAGGAAACACCCACUAACACGGGCAGAGAGCAAAUCCUUUAUUUGUCCUCUCCAUCUCUGUGUCACUUGUUCAGCAGAUACAAGCAGUUCAAAAAACCCUAAAGCCGCUAAAGGUCGUUUAUGUCGUUGCUUACGCUGCCCCACAGCCUACCAUGUCGGAGACUUCUGUAUUGGUGCCGGUAGUGUUAACAUGGCUGGAAACAAUAUUAUUUGCAGCAAUCACUUUGUGCCACCUAAGAACAAAAAGGCUGCAACACAUAUUAAUGUUAGCUGGUGUUUCAUUUGUAAUUUAGGUGGUACCUUAUUGUGUUGUGAUAGCUGUCCAGCCGCGUUCCAUGCUGAUUGCAUCAAUAUAAGCUGUCCAGAAGGCACUUGGUAUUGUCAAGAUUGUGCCCGUGGGAAAAAACCACUGUAUGGUGAUAUAGUUUGGGUGAAAGUUGGUAAUUAUAGAUGGUGGCCAGGAGAAAUUUGUCAUCCCAAAAAUGUCCCCAUGAACAUUCAACAAAAACCUCAUCAAAUUGGUGAAUUUCCAGUCAGGUUCUUUGGGUCUCAUGACUAUUACUGGACAAAUCAAGCUAGGGUGUUUUUAUUCCAAGAAGGAGAUAAAGGGAGCAAAGAUUCUUCUGCUACAAAAGGUCUGGCAAAAAUCUUUCAGGCUGGAAUUGCAGAAGCGACAGAAGCAUUUAAAUUGUGGAAGACAGCAAAAGAAAAUCGGGAUCAGCUGGAAAAUGAGAAAAUUGGAAAGAAGCCAGCACCAUUUAAAUUUGUUAAAACCAAUGUUCCGGUUGGAAAUGUACUGAUACAUAAAGCCGACUUGUCUGAAAUUCCUCGCUGUGAAUGCCGGCCGGAUAUGGAGAACCCAUGCGGUUCAGACUCUGAGUGUCUCAACCGGAUGCUCAUGUAUGAAUGCCAUGCACAGGUGUGUCCUGCAAAAGAACACUGCCAAAACCAACGCUUCACCAAGAGACUCUAUCCAGAUUCUGUACCUGCCAAGACGGCCACUCGCGGAUGGGGAUUAAUGACCAAUGUAGAUAUUAAGAAGGGUCAAUUUGUAAAUGAAUAUGUUGGGGAUUUAAUUGACGAAGAAGAAUGUAAGAAAAGAAUAUUAAAAGCUCAUGAAGAUAAUGUUUCCAACUUUUAUAUGUUAACAUUGGACAAAAAUCGGAUUAUAGAUGCUGGCCCCAAAGGAAAUCUGUCACGAUUCAUGAACCACAGCUGCCAACCUAACUGUGAAACUCAAAAAUGGAUGGUCAAUGGUGAUGUACGGGUUGGUCUAUUUUCCCUGCAUGAUAUACCAGCAGGUUCUGAGUUAACUUUUAAUUACAACUUAGAUUGUUUGGGUAAUGAAAAGAAAAUCUGUGCUUGUGGAGCCCCAAAUUGUAGCGGUUUCCUUGGUGUCCGUCCUAAGUCUGUCAUCAGUCAAUCUGAUAAGAAAGCAAAGGAUAUGAAAAAGAAAAAGAAGCGAAAGAGAGGCAAGCUUGAUUUGAAAAAGCAUGAAGAUGAAUGUUUUCGCUGUGGCGAAGGGGGAGAACUGGUGAUGUGUGACAAAUCACAAUGCCCUAAAGUCUACCAUCUCCAGUGCCUCAGUCUUACCAAACCACCGCAUGGUCGAUGGACCUGUCCCUGGCAUCACUGUGACGAAUGUGGAAAGCAGUCUGUCAGAUUGUGCCAUGAAUGCCCCAACUCGUUCUGUUCCCAGCACAGUGAAAACAACAUUUACACUGUUGAUGGACGAGAAGUUUGUUCCGAUCAUGAGGAUCUGCUUCUGGGUGUUGUGACGUCUUACGCUAAUGGCCCCACCAAAUCGGAAAAGGCCAAAUUCCAUUCUCUAUGCACUCUUUCUAUCACUCUCUCUCUCUCUCUCUCUCUCAUUAUAUAUUUGAAGUUUAAAAACUUCUCAGGCUGUGUUGGUUGGAGAAUUGGUGGCUGA